AUUCAAACCUCCCAACUUCUCCUACGUCUCUGUUUCUUCUUCUUUUAUCAAACCUCAUCAUCUUCAUCAUCUUCAUCAUCCCAAGCCCAAGCCCCAAGCUCCAAGCUCCAAGCUCCAAGCAACAAUGGCUUCCGGCCGUCCUCUCCUCAUCCAAUCUCCCAAAACCCCAACUUCUCCAGAACCCCCACCUCCUCCUCUCCCUCUAAUCCCUUCCAAAUCCCAAAACACCUCCAUCUCCAAACACCCUUCCUCUUCCUCUCCUCGCCAUCCUCCUCCUCCUCCUCCUCGCUUCCCUUCUCGCCGCUCCGACUCCAUCACCACCUCCCAACGCGACAUCCCUGACUCGGAAGCUCGCUUCGUCUACAUCAACGAUCCAACUCGUUCCAACUCCCCAACUCGUCUUCCAACCAACUCCAUCUCCACCACCAAAUACUCUCUCCUCACCUUCCUCCCUCGCAACCUCUUCGAGCAAUUCCACCGUCUCGCCUACAUCUACUUCCUCGUCCUCGCCGCCAUGAAUCAAGUCCCCCAACUCGGCGUCUUCGGCCGUGAAACUUCCAUCCUCCCUCUCGCCUUUGUCCUCUCCGUCACCGCCAUCAAAGACGCCUACGAAGAUUUCCGCCGUCACCGCUCCGACCAAUUUGAAAACCACCGCACUUGCUCCGUCCUCUCCUCUGACUCCCAAUUCCUCCCCACUCGCUGGAAAGACAUCCGCGUCGGCCAACUCAUCAAGCUUCAUUCCAACGAUCCCAUCCCUUGUGACAUGCUCCUCCUCUCCACCAGCGACCCUACCGGCGUCGCCUACAUCCAAACCGUCAACCUCGACGGCGAAUCCAAUCUCAAAACUCGUUACGCCAAGCAAGAAACCCUCAAAUCCCACUCCUCCUCCUCCACCACCACCACCUUCCCCACCUCCGGCCUUGUCCGUUGCGAGAAACCUAAUCGGAACAUCUAUGGCUUCCAUGCCAACAUGGACAUCGACGGCAAACGCGUCUCUCUCGGCCCUUCCAACAUCGUUCUCCGCGGUUGUGAGCUCAAGAACACUUCUUGGGCCAUUGGUGUCGCCGUCUACACCGGCCGUGAAACCAAAGUCAUGCUUAACAGCUCCGGCGCACCAUCCAAACGUAGCCGUCUUGAAGCUCACAUGAACCGUGAGACUAUCUUACUCGCCGUGCUUCUCUUUCUUGUCUGCUCCAUUGUCACCGUUCUCGCCGGCGUUUGGCUUCACGUCCAUCGUGCCGAGCUUGAUUACAUGCCUUUUUAUAGAAAAGGAGACUAUUCCGACAAAGAAGUGGGGAAGUAUAACUACUAUGGGAUUGGUUGGGAGGUUGUCUUCACUUUUCUAAAGUCCGUCAUUGUUUUCCAAGUUAUGAUUCCCAUUGCUCUUUAUGUUUCUAUGGAGCUUGUUAGACUUGGCCAAGCUUUCUUCAUGAUCCAAGAUGACUCUAUGCGCCAUGAAAAAAAGAGGUUCCAAUGCCGAGCUUUGAAUAUUAACGAGGAUUUAGGCAUGAUCAAGUAUGUCUUCUCUGAUAAAACCGGCACUUUGACAGAGAACAAGAUGGAAUUUCGUUGUGCCAGCGUUCUCGGCACUGAUUAUAGCAACACCCUCACCACCCAAGAAGAAGAAGAAGAUGAUGUAGAAGAAAACAACAAUGGCUAUACACUCACAGAGGAUGGGCAAAUAUUGAAGCCGAAAAUGAGGGUGAAGAUUGAUGAAGAGUUGGUGCAAUUAUUGAGGAGUGGUAAAUAAGAGUGAGAAAGAAGAAAAGAGCUUGUGAUUUUGUUCUUGGUUUGGCUGCAUGUAACACUAUUGUGCCAUUGGUGGUGGAGACUGAGGAUCCAAGAGUGAAAUUGAUAGAUUACCAGGGAGAGUCACCGGACGAGCAAGCUUUGGCUUAUGCUGCUGCGGCGUAUGGUUUUGUUCUUGUUGAGAGGACUUCCGGCCACAUUGUCAUUGAUGUUCUUGGCCAAAGACAAA
This is a messenger RNA of Dioscorea cayenensis subsp. rotundata (Guinea yam), 1978 nucleotides long. Its product is annotated as phospholipid-transporting ATPase 1-like. NCBI's taxonomy places the organism in Eukaryota, Viridiplantae, Streptophyta, Magnoliopsida, Dioscoreales, Dioscoreaceae. The record is from RefSeq and is a predicted model, not a curated record. Gene Ontology annotation, molecular function: ATPase-coupled intramembrane lipid carrier activity; magnesium ion binding; ATP binding. Gene Ontology annotation, cellular component: plasma membrane. Bases 125 to 1750 code for a protein of 541 amino acids. The transcript is spliced from 2 exons. Gene Ontology annotation, biological process: phospholipid translocation.